Messenger RNA from Engraulis encrasicolus (European anchovy), 6106 nucleotides. RefSeq names its product pleckstrin homology domain containing, family H (with MyTH4 domain) member 2 (gene plekhh2). The coding region runs from base 165 to 4748 and encodes 1527 amino acids. Gene Ontology annotation, biological process: negative regulation of actin filament depolymerization. Gene Ontology annotation, molecular function: actin binding. NCBI's taxonomy places the organism in Eukaryota, Metazoa, Chordata, Actinopteri, Clupeiformes, Engraulidae. The transcript has 30 exons. Gene Ontology annotation, cellular component: cytoskeleton; cytoplasm. The record is from RefSeq and is a predicted model, not a curated record.
UGAAAACUUUUGGGGAUGGAGAAGACGCCUCGAGUUUAUCCCAAAAUGAGGUUAAUAGGACAGGAAUAAAUAGGACACGGCGGCAUUUGUACUUGACAUGGACUGAGUGCGCAGAAAUUCUCUUAAUAAUAUCUGCUGUAUAGCGGGGGUGGUGGUGAGGCAGCAUGGCUGAAGGGGAGGACUGCUCCACCAUCGCUGAGUGGAAGGAGAGAUGCAUCACCUUGGAGACGCUCCUCUUCAAGUUCCGGGAGCAGAUCAUGAAAAUCAGGCAGCUCACUGCCGAGAAGCUGCACCAGUUGGAGACUCAGGUGUUGGAGGCUGAGAGGAGAGCUUAUGAAGCCAACCAGCAGGCCCAGUGGAUGGAGGAGCGUCUGAAGGCAGCGGAUGCUGGGAGUGCUGGAGACUCAGAGCUGCACCUCUUCAAGCGCUGCCAAGAGCUGCAGUCCCUGCUGCAGGAGAAAGACGACCACAUCGGCCUACUGGAGAGCCAGCUGGAGGAGCAGAAGCAGAUCAGAGCUCAGGAUGCCAAGACGGUGGAGGAGAAAGCGGCCAAGAUCAAAGAAUGGGUGAUGGUCAAACUCAGAGAGUUUGAGGUGGAGAACACUACUCUGAGGGAGACAAACCAGCAACAAGCUGAUCAGAUACUGGCCUUGCAGAAACAACUACAAGUUGUAGAGCAGAUGAGGUCAGCCACCUCUCUCCAUUCUCGUCCUGGCGAGGCCCACCGUCUCAGCAGCCUGACGUUCGGCUGUUUCCAGGUGCGGGGGAAGAGCCCUCAGGUGAUGACGGGACCCCAGUCCCCCCAGCGGCCCAUCUGCAGCGAGCCCCCGCUGCCCCGCAGCCCAGAGUGCAGACCCGCACCAGAACGGGACCUCCCUGAUGUGCCAGGAUCCUAUGCAGAGGAUCCCUCCGGUGCCUCUCCUGAGGUGCGUGCGGAGGGCGAGCCCGUCAGAGGCGCCGGCGGUGGCGGUGGCGGUGGAGCCUCUCCCCCCCGCGGAGGUGGGGACUCCUUAGGCGCGUCCCGCCCCGGCAGCGAGGCCUACAUGACGGCGUCGGACGACAGCAGCUCGCUCUUCGACGAGGACAUGCAACGCGCAGAGUACCCUGCCCUCCUGCUCCACCCCCGCUGCCUACGCCCCGGCGCCGCCUGUGAGGAUGACGACGACGAUGAAGAAGACGUCGCCUCCAGCACCCGCACCAACGGCAUGGCGGCGGGCCUAGUGGGCCCCACCUCCCCUGACGACCUGAGCCGACGCUUCCAGUCACAGCGCCUGGACUCGUCCUCCUCGUCCUCUGGAGACGCUGCUCCGCCGGCCACCCCCAGCCCCUGCCUGACGCCCGCCCUCACCCCCAAGCGGCCCACGCCCAGCCGGGACCCCAGCGUCGACAAGGCGCCCCCCAAGCAGCCUCGCUUACGCACCCCUGCCGCCGGGUCUGCUGCCGCGGCGAUGGGGGGCCCCGGGCUGGCCAAGAGGCACCUCAGCCAGCCCAUGCCCCCGCCACCCCCCUUGUUACUGGGCAUUGAGCUGAGGGGGGACGGGAACACACACAACACGCACAACAAACACACCAGAAAUGCCAUCAGCAUGCUGCGGCCGCCACGUCUGCAGGAGACAGACCUGGACCAGGAGCAGGAGCAGGAGGAGGAGAUGGAGACACAGGGUGGAGAACAGGAGAAGGAGGAGGUGCAGGGUCAGGGGAAAGAGGAGGAGGAGGAGAAGGGAGAGAAGGAGGACAGGGAGAAGAGAGUAGAGCCCGGCUCUCCCGAAGUGCCCUCCAAGGCAGCAGCCAUCAUGGACACUGAUGGGAUUCAGUCCCUCAACAAUUCAGUGCCUGCCAACAAGCCACCGACACCACCACUGCACCGUUUCCCCUCAUGGGAGAGUCGGAUCUACGCAGUAGCCAAGUCUGGCAUCAGUCUGUCCGAAUCAUCUUGCACAGAUAUUGCCAACAAAGACCCAAGUCUGAAGUCCUCCUAUCCAGCCGUCCUGCUGUACUCAUCACUGAUCCACAAGGACAUGAACAUGCCUACCUAUGCCACACUCAAAGGGAGGGCCACCCUGCUCAGCAGUGAGCUGUCGGAUGAGUGCUGCAGCUCCUCGGAGGAGGAGAGCAGUGAGGAGUCCUGUGUCUCCGCCUCGGAGGACGGCUCCCUGCGCAGCUCACACACCUCAGAGUCCAGCUCGCACAAGGGCAGCCCCCGCACGCUCAAGAGAGCGGUGUCCAUGUCCUCCAUGACAUCUGAGAGUGACUACGCCAUCCCUCCUGAUGCCUACUCCACAGACACCGAGUGCUCCGAGCCAGAACACAAGCUCCCCAAGACCUCCUCACCAGCCUGCGAUGCCGGCAAGAAUGAGUCAAUGGAGAAGUCUGGCUACCUGCUGAAGAUGGUGAAGACAUGGAAGAAGACGUGGAAGAGGCGGUGGUUUGUCCUGAAGGACGGAGAACUGCUCUACUACAAAUCGCCAAGUGAUGUCAUUCGUAAACCUCAGGGUCAGAUUGAACUCAGUGCAUCCAGUAGCAUCAGCCGUGGUGAUGGGAAACAAAUGCUACAGGUGGUGACGGGUAAGCGUGUGUACAGUCUAAAGGCGGACUCUCCUAACCUGCUGGAGGAGUGGCUGCGGGUGCUACAGAGCGUGCUCCGGGUGAAGGCUGCCAGCCCCCUCUUCACACAGCCGGACGCCCGGCCCGCCAUGAAGGGACACAUCACCAAGGUCAGACAUGGCUACAGCAAGCGUGUGUGGUGUGCCCUCUUUGGAAAGACGCUGUACUACUUCCGCAGUCAAGAAGACAAGUUUCCUCUUGGCCAGAUCCGUCUGUGGGAGGCUGGUGUGGAGGAGGUGGAUCGGUCCGGUCCGGACGCGGAGCAGCACAAGUGGCCACCACCGGAUGCCAAGACCUCUUCCACCACCUGGACACUGUCAGUCCAGCCGCCCGGACAGGGACCCACAUACCUGCUCAUAGAGUCUCAACAGGAGAAGGUGGCAUGGCUGUACCAUCUGUCAGUGGCGGCAGGUGCCAGCGUUGGUCAAGUUGGCACAGAGUUUGAGCAGCUAGUGGGGAAACUCUUCAACGUAGAUGGAGACCCUGGUUCUCAGAUCUGGAGGCAUCCAGUGUUGUGCUUCAGUAAGGACGCCCUCAGCUCCCCCCUCACCACCCUCCCAUCCAAAGCCCUGCAGACAGAGGCAGUCAAACUCUUUAAGACAUGUCAGCUGUUCAUCAAUGUGGCCAUAGACGCCCCGGCCAUCGACUACCAUGUGUCCCUGGCCCAGAGCGCUCUACAGGUGUGCCUGACACACCCCGAGCUGCAGAAUGAGUUCUACUGUCAGCUGAUCAAGCAGACCAGGAAGAGACAGCCACCGGGACAGCCAGGCCCCCUGCAGGGUUGGCAGUUUUUGGCGUUGUGUGUUGGCCUUUUUAUGCCCCAACACCCCUUCCUUUGGCUCCUGCAAGUACACCUAAGCAAGCAUGGAGACUCCAGGACGGAGGUGGGGAAGUAUGCCAUCUACUGCCAGCGUUCCCUGGAGCGUACGCAGCAGCGGGGGGAGCGUCAGGCGCGGCCGUCCAGGAUGGAGAUCCUCUCUCUGCUGCUCCGCAACCCCUACCACCACUCCCUGCCCUUCAGCGUACCUGUUCACUUCCUCAACAACACCUACCAGGUGGUCAGUUUCGAUGCCUCCACUACCGUUGAGGAGUUCCAGAGCCGCCUGAACCAGGACAUCUGCAUCAGGAAAACCAGCCAAUCAGGAUUCAGCCUCUUCUCCGACGACCCUGCAGGACAAGAGCUGGAACACUACCUGCAGGGAGGACUAAAGAUCUGUGACAUCAUUGCCAAAUGGGAAGAGGCUUUCAAGCACACAGGCAAAUCAGAGACGUCCAAGAGUGUACGCUUUACAUACAAGAACAGGCUGUACUGCUCCCACCAGGCGAGGGGGGAGACAGAGAGGGAGCGCCUGCUGCUGGCCUAUCAGACCAAUGAUGAGAUAUUCGCCGGACACUUUCCAGUCAACAAGGAACUGGCUUUGGAGAUGUCUGCCUUACUCGCUCAGGUGGAGUUUGGGGACUUUGAGCGUCCGUUCUCCCCCGCCGGGUCUGCUGGUUCUCAUGUCAAGUCCAGCCAGACCCUCAAGCAGGUGCUGGAGCGCUUCUACCCCAAGCACUACAGACGGGCCUCCUCAGAGGAACAACUCAGGCAGCUGAAUCAGCGUCUGUCAGGCCGCUGGGCGUCUCUCAGGGGUCGGAGUGCGCCGGAGUGUGUGCGGAUUUACCUCACCGUAGCGCGCAAGUGGACUUUCUUCGGGGCCAAACUCUUCGAUGCCGAGCCCAUCUCUCCAUCCUCUCUACCGAGUGGACGUGUUUGGUUGGCAGUACAUGAGGAGGGGAUCAGUGUACUGGAGUUUAAUUCUAUUAAACUGCUGGUGUCACAUCCUCUGAGGACGAUCGUGUCCUUUGGGGCGAGUGGUCAGGACUUCAUGCUGGUGGUCAGCAAAGCCAACGGGGGAAACACCUGCAAGGACAAGCCCACAGAGAAGCACCUGUUCUCCAUGACCGUGUCAAAGUUACGGGAGCUGACCCUCUUGAUCGCGGCCUACACUAACUCCGCCCACCAGCAGAAGUCAGCUGCCCACCAUCUCUCCGCCCCCGCCCUCUUGUUGGCACAGUCUGACCUGAAGACCCGGGAGCUGUGCUCCAUGUCACCCCCAAACCCUGCAUCCUCCAGGCCCAGCAAGGCCCCCACCCUCCUGUAAGACUGCCAGCAGAGGGCCCUGUAGUGUAUACACAACAACAUAGGUACUGGACAUGGACAUCAAUGCAAAAAAAAAAAAACAUAGAUACAAAAAAAAGACUUCUCUGCGUUCAUACACGAAGAACCAUUAAGUCCUAUACCAGAAAAAAAAACAUUUAAAAAUAUAAAGUCAUACAGUCACACACAUUUUGACGCACCUUUUCACAGUUUUACACAAAAAUGGCCUUGAUAGCACGGUGUUGUUCAUUCCAACUUAUAGUGCAUUAAGUUUACUUUUUGGCCAGUACAGGCUUUAGGCAUACUAGAUACAUGUGUAUCACUAUUGGGUUGAUAUUUUGUGAGGGUUGGUGGUGAGUUGAUAUUCUGUGUGGCCGUGAGAGAGCGAUUGCUAACCAAUCCUAUGUUAUUGUUAUUGUUUUAUGGGGUGUUGCUUCACGCAAGUCUUGAUUAGUGCCAAAGACAUUCCCACACCCACACAUGGCCUUAAAGGGACUGAACAGCUCAGUGAAGAACUUCUCAUUUCUUUCGUUCUCUGUUUUCUUUCUUCUCUUGUUUUUGUCUGUCUCCCUUACCGCACUUAUUCUCAGUUUAAAAGACCAAAAUAAGACGUUUUGAUCUUUUGACCAUAUUGUGAUUUGCAAAGUGCUUUGACACGGCCCCAACAAGCAUGUUGUAUUGAUUUACUGGAUAGAUUUUAAAAUAUGUAUUACAGUUACCAGCUAGUAGAACUUGCACAGUAAAAUAAGCAGUGUUCAUUCAACACUAUUCUCAGAAUAUGCGGUCCCAAUCACUUCAACUCUUUGAUUGUAUUAACACUCAAAGUUGUACUCAACACUGUUUUAGAGCAUAUAUGCUUUCACUGUGUCAAUUCAACAGAGUUGAAUUAACACUAAAAUCAGCAUCCAUAUAUUCUGAGACUAGUGUUGAAUUACCACUGCACUUUUUGCUGUGUGGUUUAAUGAAGACCUCAGACAACAAGGUGUCAACAAGUGCCAACUCGAGAAUGUGUGUGUUUUGUUCUCGAGUUUUGUAGGGCCAGUGUUGAGAUGAAUUACACGCAUCCCUUUGCAUAGGGUAUUAAAUAACCAAAAUAUACAGAGAUUCAUAAAUGUGAGAUUAUAUGGAAAUAUAUGCCUGAUGUGUAAUUUAUUACUACAAUGAUGUAGCACGUAGAUUUGUAAGAUACUUGCUUUUGUUUGAAGUACAGUAAAUGUCUAUGGUUUGCCGAGAGUAUUACUAAAGGCUAAGGUGAAGUAAGGACAGGAUGGAGCAGAGAACUCUCCGGUGGAGUGAAAUGUGUGUGUGUGUGUGUGUGUGUGUGUGUGUGUGUGUGUGUGUGUGUGUGUGUGUGUGUGUGUG